UAUAGUACACGCAAGGCGGCGGUAAACAAACAGCCGUAACUUCCGCUUAUGAACACAGAGGUUCCACCACUACAGAACUAAGACUUGUUAGAAAACUGAUGUUUGUGGAGAAUAAUGGAUGACCUGUCGGCUAAUAAGAGCAACAUGCCCUGUCAGUCUUGGAUUGACCAUAAUAGCUGGUCUACAACUUCAAAUCAAGGAUCUCUCCUGAACCCCCAGCCAAGCUCUCAGCAUCUUAGCCUGGGCCCGUCUUCUGACCAGAGAUCCUCAUACAAUCACCUGCAAGACCUGCCAAAUCAGAGCUGUAUGAGAGACCUCAGCACCUUAUCAUCCAGAAACAACACUCAUCACUCCACCCUAUACAAAGCCCCUCAGACUAAUGACAAUCCAUCUUCCAGCAUGCUGUUUACCAACACUGCUAUGCCGAACGUGUCUCAGAUUCUUCCCUUUCAACAGGAGAUCCCUCACGCUUCAUCAAGGUUUCUUCCUGCAAACCAAGGAACAAGUAUCUCACCACUCUCUCUUGCCCAAAGAAACCAAGCACAACAAAACCUACCAAUUUUCUCACCACACAACCAAUACAAGGUGUCAUUUCAACCUCCAACAACAACUCAAGGAUUACCAAAUGGAUUACCAAAUGGACUUCAACAUUUUGCCAUCAGCCCUGCAUCAUGUGGACAACGUGUAAGUACAUCGCAGGCUACUUAUGACGGAGCAAAUGUGGAGUUUGCUGGUGUUGCUGAAUGCACUCACAGCUAUGCCUCCUCCACUUCUCAGGAGCAGUACCAGUGGAUACCACCACCACAGUGCAGGGAAACUGUGAACGAGUCCAUCCCUGACGCAGCCGCUCAUCCCAACAAAGAGCAAUUGCAAGACGGGAGAACCAACCUGAUGGUUAGCAACGAAGAACAGCGUUUGGUGCUUUUGAAUCAGCGUGAGAAACUACUCCAAGAGCUGGCCGAGCUGGAUAAAGCUCUGGGAUCAUUACCUCCAGAAGACAGCAGCGAUGGGCCGCCUCCAUGCACAGCUAAUCAGUCUCCUCCAUCAAUGGAAGAUACGUCUCAGGGUGAAGAAUCUAAGAGCAGUGAUGCCCAGCAGGUCCAGCUGUCUGAUGGAAAGGCAGAGAAAGAAGAGUGUGCCUCUGCAGAGCCAGUGGAUGACAGUAAUCCUGAUAAUCCUUUGAGUGAUGAUGACUUCUCCGAGUUCAUACCUGACCCGGCCGGGUUUUCUUCAGACAACUCCAGCUACAGCAGACCCUCAAGCCCCAUAGACGUAAAACCUGUUCUCCCAGUGCAAGAAAGUGACAAACUGGAAAGUGUGGAGUGUAAGACUGAAGAUGUCACUUCUCUAAAGGAGACCAGAGUCUUUUCCUGGAAGAAGUCUGCAAAAACUGCAGUGACGCCAACUUCAUAUUGUAAAGAGAAACGUGUUUAUAGAAGGAAUUACUGUCUGUUUUGCUCCAAGCCAAUUCUCAAAAUGUCACGCCAUUUGGAGCAGCAUCACAGUGACAAACCAGAGGUCGCAGUUGCAUUUCAGUAUCCCAAAAAGUCCAGAGACAGGAUGAAGAUAUGGAGAAGACUAACAAAUCAAGGGAAUUUUGCUCAUAACAAAGUUGUCUUGAAAACGGGGAAGGGCCAACUUGCUGCCAAAAAACGCCCGAAUUCAACUGGACAAGCACAAGACUUUCUUCACUGUCUUUACUGCCGAGGUCUUUUUAAGAGUAUAAGAAGGCACAUAAAAAUGUGUCCUGAGAAAGUGAAGAAUGAAGAUAAGUCAGAGGUUGAGAGAAGACGUACUGCAUUGCUGUGUGUGAUGGAAGCUGCAGACGGCCUUGUCAUAACUGAUGGUUUGAAGGACAUUUUGUCCGUGAUGAUUUAUGAUGACGUGACACGGACCAUCAUGGACGAUAGUAUUCUCCUGCAGUUUGGUGAGUUGUUGUUCUCCGAGCACGGCUCUAACGAGAAGAAGCACCAAUAUGUAAGACAACACCUUCGUCAGGUAGCAAGACUUGUGAUGGAAGCUCAAAAGAUGAGUUCUCUGAAGAAGCUGGAAGACUUCUUCACGCCCUCAAACUUCCCACAUGUGAUAUCUGCAGUCAAAGUUCUGGCUGGCUACGAUCCAGAAAAAAAAACCUACAAAGUGCCUUCACUUGCUGUCAAGCUUGGCUACGACUUACAGAAGGCCUGCAGUAUUGUCGAGGGUAACGCAGUCAAGUGUGGGGACGAAUGUAAGGCCAAGUCUGCGCACGAUUUCCUGUCGGUGUACCAGAAAAAAUGGGCCAGGCUCAUUUCUUCGGGUGCAUUAAAAAUGAUCCGAAAAUCCAAAUCGAACGACAACAAAAAGGUGCCCUUUGUGAGAGAUGUGAAGCAGCUGAAUUUCCACUUGGAGAAAGUUCAUGAAGUUGCUGAGAAAACACUCAGAGACAGCCCUUCUGAAGAAAACUACUGUGCCCUGGCAAAGGCAAUACUUGGUCGGACAAUACUUUUCAACAGGAGAGGGGCCCGAGACGUGUCAUUUGUGGAGCUACAAGCUUUUAUGUCACGGAAAAAGUCGAGCUCGCAAACUGGCCUGGACGUAUCCGUUUCCGAUUUGGAAAGAGCCAUGUGUGGGUACUUCACUAGAAUUGACAUACGAGGGACGUGUGGGAGAAAUGUCCCGAUCUUCCUAAAGCAGUCAUUCGAGUCAGCGUUGGAGCUCCUGGUGGAGUGUCGGGAGACCUGUGGAGUGCCCCAGAAGAACCCAUUUCUGUUUGGCAGACCCCGUUUAAUGACAUCCUACUUUGGGUCACAGUGCCUCAAAACGUUUGUAAAAGCCAGUGGCGCUAAACACCCUGAAGAACUGACUCUAAAAAGGAUCAGGAAGCAUUAUGCAGAAAUGCUCCAAAUAAUAAACCUGGAUGAAAAUGAGGCCAACCAAAUUUUAGGUCCUAAUAAUCCAGUUCAAGCCCUGCGACAGGACAGUGACAUGCAGCUGAAAGACGUGAAGACGGACUACAUUGCACGAUUACAUGAAGCUGCAUCACAGGAUCACAACGAGCAUUCCAGAGCAUGCGAUGAACCAUCAACAUCCAACCAACAAGGACAUGCAAAAACGAGAGGCAACAACAGGACAACACCGCGGCAAUCUGCCGACUCUGAUAAAAAAGGCUCACAAAGUAAGCAGAUUCAUAGGACAUGGGAUGAAGCCGAGGUUCUAGCUGUUGAAAGGCACAUGAUGCGUUUCAUACGAGGACACAAGGUGCCUCAGAAGGACGACUGUGUUGAUUGUCUUGAGGAUGAGCCAGACGCCCUGAGUAGCCGCUCAUGGAAAGGUGUAAAGGACUAUGUGAGAAACAGGAUCACUGCCCUAAAAAGACAAAGCAAAACUGAAAAGAGAAAAAGAAAAAAAAACUGACUGAGAAAAGUGGAACCACACAGGACUGGUUUUUUGAUGUGAUAAUUUGCUGAAGUAAAAAAAAUACCUUUGUAUUGAUUUGAUCACUCGCAGCUCUCUGUUGGUCUUUUUCACUUUUAUACAGUACAACAAUGUGAGCAUUUCCAUUCCAGAUCGUUUGGUAUACUUUGCUUUGAAAUUACUGUCAUUAAAAAUAGCAAGCUCGUAA
Molecule: messenger RNA, 3601 nt
Organism: Labrus mixtus (cuckoo wrasse)
Lineage: Eukaryota; Metazoa; Chordata; Actinopteri; Labriformes; Labridae
Exons: 9
Coding region: 115-3393 (1092 amino acids)
Source: RefSeq, a predicted model, not a curated record